AUGGCUGACGAGGCUGCUCCAGCAACUACAACGACCGUAGCGUCAAGUGAUGAAAAAAAUCUCGUAGUCUCUUUUAUACAGUUCAUUCGACAUAAAGUAUCAGCCAAUCAAUGCACAGAUGAUCAGGUUGAGGCUCUAGAAGUGGCUGUACAGUGUAUGGAGUCAGCAUUUGGGCUAACCGAUGCCAAUUAUGCUUUUCAGCCGUCAAAACCUCUUCUCGAUGUUUUUAUAGCUGCUGAAGGACUUCCUUCGGGCGAGGACAAGUUACCAGAACCAACUGAGGCGGAGAUAGCAGAAGCGAAUAAGCUCAAGGAAGAGGGUAAUGACCUGAUGAAAGCGUCACAAUUUGAUGCCGCCGUUAGUAAAUACAAUGAGGCUAUCAAGCUGAAUCGGGAUCCCGUCUAUUUUUGCAAUAGAGCUGCUGCAUAUUGUCGCCUUGAACAGUAUGAUCUCGCAAUCCAAGAUUGUAGAACUGCACUAGCCCUUGAUCCGAAGUACAGUAAAGCUUACGGCAGAAUGGGUUUGGCGUUAUCAUGUCAAAACCGAUAUGAGCAAGCCGUCGAAGCCUACAAAAAGGCUCUUGAAUUGGAUCCCAACCAGGAAAGCUUCAAAAACAAUUUGAAAAUUGCUGAGGAGAAAGUUAAGGAGCUCGAGGCAGCAGCACAAGCAAGUGGCGCGCAACCGAAUCCUUUCGCUGCUAUGUUCGGUGGAGCCGGUGGAGCAGGAGGACCAGGUUUGCCUCCUGGUGUAGAUUUUGCGUCAUUAUUCAACAAUCCACAAAUGUUGAGCAUGGCACAGGUACUUUUUUUCAAGAGAUCGUUUUCGUAA
This is a messenger RNA of Haemonchus placei, 828 nucleotides long. Lineage: Eukaryota; Metazoa; Nematoda; Chromadorea; Rhabditida; Trichostrongylidae. The record is from the annotation of a GenBank genome assembly.